Molecule: messenger RNA, 827 nt
Organism: Lineus longissimus
Lineage: Eukaryota; Metazoa; Nemertea; Pilidiophora; Heteronemertea; Lineidae
Product: NADH dehydrogenase [ubiquinone] iron-sulfur protein 6, mitochondrial-like
Exons: 4
Coding region: 56-454 (132 amino acids)
Biological process (GO): mitochondrial electron transport, NADH to ubiquinone
Source: RefSeq, a predicted model, not a curated record
CGCUCAUGAUGGAGCUGCGGCCCAAGAGGAAUUCAUGAGUUAAGUUUAUCGGCAAAUGAACAACAUGGCGAAUUUUGGGGCUUUGAAAAAUUUCUCUAGAUUUUCACCUUUCAUUCGAAAUGUCAGGCUAAAUCGAGCCGCUUUUAAUCAAGGGGCACGGUCUAUGACAAGCCAAGACACUAGAGAAGAUGAAAUGACACAUACUGGACAGAAAUUUGAAAAAGAUGAUGUACGACUGGUGAGGUUCGUUGAUAAAUCGAAAUUGGUCAACAAGCAGUAUGCGAUAGAUCUUAUUGAUGAAAUUCCACCCAAGGCCUGCGAAGAACGUGUCGUGUCUUGUGACGGAGGCGGUGGCGCACUAGGACACCCAAAAGUUUAUAUCAAUCUUGACCAGCCAGGGAACCAUGCCUGCGGCUAUUGUGGACUACGAUUCUUUAAGGAUGAUCAUCACUGAACUGGGAAAUGAAUUAAAUAGACAGUUGUAAAUAUCUAUGUAAAUAGUGAUUACAUCAUAUUGGAAGAUGUUGUCUUCAAAAGUUUGUUUUGUCAACAGAGGUGGACUUGCAAUUAAGACGAACUCGUCUGGUUCGAGUAGACCUGCUUCUCAACAAAUUGUAUUUGAAAAUAAUUCGCUUUGGUAACUAUUGGCAGAACCUUCUUGAGGAGAAGAUUAAGUUUGAUGUCCACACAUGUACUUUAGUCACGAUGGGAAAAACAAGUUGACUGUGUGUUCUAAUGUAGCACUGACCUCUGAAACCAUUUUGCCAUCAAACAUCAAUUCCAAAGUGUCAAGGUGAUAAAUAAAAUUAGUGUGAUUGUUGAUGAAA